AUGAGGAUGGAUACGCGUGAGGACAGAUACAAAUAUUCACAUCGCAGGCGGUCUGACUCACUUGAUGAGGAUGACUGCCUGGAAAACGACUCCACCACGGACUCUGAUGUCACGAUUCCACCAACGCACAAUAGCGCCAGCGCAGUACCAUUACUACAUUAA
Molecule: messenger RNA, 162 nt
Organism: Laccaria bicolor S238N-H82
Lineage: Eukaryota; Fungi; Basidiomycota; Agaricomycetes; Agaricales; Hydnangiaceae
Exons: 2
Coding region: 1-162 (53 amino acids)
Source: RefSeq, a predicted model, not a curated record